Trametes versicolor FP-101664 SS1 is the source of this 192-nucleotide messenger RNA. RefSeq lists its product as uncharacterized. The record is from RefSeq and is a predicted model, not a curated record. The annotation marks the transcript as partial. Lineage: Eukaryota; Fungi; Basidiomycota; Agaricomycetes; Polyporales; Polyporaceae. The transcript has a single exon.
UUCCUCCUCGAGAAGCUCUUGAAUGAGCCUCAGCAGGGAAGCACACUCCGACGAUAUCCAGGGAUGCCAACGCCAUCGCGCAACUGGGGCGCUGAGGUGGAGAACCCGUACAUCAGCGAGCAGCUCGACUACAACCCUCCAGACGAGCGCCAGGCUGCGGAGCUCCAAGUCGCCCAGCUAAACCCCGAACAA